Messenger RNA from Penicillium cataractarum, 1938 nucleotides. RefSeq names its product ferric reductase family protein. The transcript has a single exon. Gene Ontology annotation, molecular function: ferric-chelate reductase activity. Gene Ontology annotation, cellular component: plasma membrane. Gene Ontology annotation, biological process: intracellular iron ion homeostasis; iron ion transport; copper ion import. The record is from RefSeq and is a predicted model, not a curated record. The coding region runs from base 1 to 1938 and encodes 645 amino acids. Lineage: Eukaryota; Fungi; Ascomycota; Eurotiomycetes; Eurotiales; Aspergillaceae.
AUGCCCUUCUCAGAAUUGCAUGCCCGCGCGCACAUCCAAAACUUGAGUGCUGCAACGACGUUAGAGCCGCACUGGGGCUACGCAGACCGUGCUGUACCUUGCACAAAUGACGCCGGCUCAUGUGCCUAUCUAGAUGUUGUCUAUUCGGCCCAUGACCGGGGUAUGCUUUAUACCGGCAUCAUAUGGUCAACUCUCGGAGGUAUCCUUUUCCUUUGGGCUAUCUGGAGGCAUUUCAACGAGCCAACGAUAUCUCCAUCGUUGACUGUCCCACGUCUGGCUGGAUUUCGCAAGCUUCGAGUCUCUCUUGCGGUUUUUAUCCGUACAUAUCUCCUCCCUGAUGCACUUCGCACAAUCUUCGGCCGCACGACUCGCCUACAAGUUCUCGUUCUUGCAGCUCUGGCGGGCUAUCUUCUCAUAUUCAGCUUUGUCGGCAUUGGUUAUAACACCUGGAUCACCCCUGUGUCAGGUAUGGACGGCGUUUAUAAUACUCGUUCCAGCAUCGGCCCAUGGUCAGAUCGCGUCGGCGUUCUUGCAUAUGCACUCACUCCUCUGUCUGUCAUGCUAAGCAGCCGCGAGUCUUUCCUCUCUCUGAUCACGGGGCUGCCCUAUCAAACAUUCAACUUCCUGCAUCGGUGGCUGGGCUACAUCAUCUUUGUACAGAGCUCCCUGCACACAAUCGGUUGGUGUAUAGUCGAGUUUAGACUAUACCAGCCACAGCCGUCCGUCGGCAUUGAGUUUGUAACUCAGACAUACAUUGUCUGGGGCAUUGUCGCCAUGAUCCUACUCCUUCUGAUAUUUGUUCUAAGUACGCCCUGGGGUAUUCGACUCACUGGAUACGAGGCCUUCCGCAAGCUGCACUAUGUUCUUGCCAUAGUAUACAUCGGGGCAUGUUGGGGUCAUUGGGAACAACUAAAAUGUUUCCUGCUUCCAUCACUCAUCUUUUGGUUCCUCGACCGAGGAGCUCGUUUUAUCCGCACCGCUAUGCUGCAUUAUCACCCUAGCGAAACAUCUGGAAUUCUAGGCUUCAAAUCUAUCGACUCUGCCAUCACCCGUUUUCCGGACGAGGAACAUGGAGACGUGAUUCGCCUGGACAUGGAAAAUGUUCAAGAAACCUGGAACAUCGGCCAGCAUUAUUAUCUGUGCUUCCCACAGUGUAGUGUGUGGCAAUCACAUCCAUUCACACCACUCAAUGCACCCGAGGUCGUCAAGGGAGUGGUCAAGCAUUCAUAUAUCCUACGUGCCAAAAAGGGCGAGACAAAAAAGAUCGCAGAUCUUGCCUCGAAGGGUACUUUGGCCACCCCCGUCAUCUUGACUGGUGCCUAUGGCGAGUCUAUUACCAAAGAGCUAGCACCGAAUACCAACAUCAUCUGCGUGGCGGGUGGAACUGGAAUCACAUAUGUGCUACCACUACUCCUCCGCCUCGCCCAGCAGCCUUCUUCAUCAGACCGAAGGAUCGAUCUAGUCUGGGCAAUCAGGCAUACGAGUAACGUGCAGUGGAUCCGUCAAGAGCUGGGCAUUCUCCGCAAGGCUCGCAAGGCCAUGAAUCUUAAGAUCCGCAUCUUCGCUACCAGAGACAUCAGCAGCCCGUCCACAUCCAAGGAGAGCAUCGUACCGGCGAAGAAUGAUGACGAGAAAUUCAUGCAGGCCUCUGAGCAAUCAUCGUCCGCGGCUGACCUUUGCGAUUGCGAUCUGGAUGUCCCAGUUAAGCUUGGCGGUGGAUCGGCGGACAGCAGCAGGCAUCCUGAUUUGCAAAGGUUGAUCACUGAUUUCUUGGAUAACGCAGUCACGGGUCCAACAACAGUAUUUGCCAGCGGGCCUGGCGGUAUGUUGAGUGAUUUGCGGGAUAUUGUGGCUACUUGCAAUUCUGCUUCUAAGGUGUGGAGUGGACAGGAGAGAUUUGAUGUUAGCCUGGUGUAUGAUGAUCGCCUUGAGUGGUAA